Molecule: messenger RNA, 1275 nt
Organism: Lasiosphaeria miniovina
Lineage: Eukaryota; Fungi; Ascomycota; Sordariomycetes; Sordariales; Lasiosphaeriaceae
Product: aspartic peptidase domain-containing protein
Exons: 4
Coding region: 1-1275 (424 amino acids)
Biological process (GO): proteolysis
Cellular component (GO): fungal-type vacuole
Molecular function (GO): aspartic-type endopeptidase activity
Source: RefSeq, a predicted model, not a curated record
AUGGUAUCCCUGGCCAGUUUCGUGUUGAGAGCGGCCGUGGGGCUCGCGCCGUUUGCCUCGCUGUCGACGGCCGGCCUGCUGCGGGGAGAGGUUGUUGAGAGGGACGAGCAGGCGCACCGGCCGGAGCGGGCGGCGUUCCGCGAUGCCGUCACCACGCACUACGUGCCCAUGCGGAGCCACGUGGCGGCCAAGCCGCAAGGCGGCGCCAGGCUGCGGCGCCGGUCAAACGCCCCGGCCAACCUCACCAACGUGCACGACAUCUACUACAUCAUCGAUCUGCUGGUCGGCAACCAGACCAUCCCCGUCAGCGUCGACACGGGGUCCAGCGACACCUGGAUGGUGCAGCAUCCGUACCAGUGCGUCUCGUACUUCUGGACGCCCGGCGGGACGCAGCCAGACUGCGGGCUCGGCGACGGGUUCGCCGGCAACCUGUCGGGCGGCAACAUCCCCGACGUCAUCUUCGGGCGCAGCUACACGGACGGCACGUUCGUGCAGGGCUUCUUCGGGUACGAGAACGUGAGCAUCGGGGGGCUGACGGCGGCGCACCAGCGUGUGGCCAUCGUCAACCUGACGUACUGGUACGGCGACGGGCGCACGUCGGGGCUGCUGGGCCUCGGCUACCCCUUCAUGACGAGCCUCAACGGCGCGUCGCAGGAGCAGCCCAUUGCCGAGACGUCCUUCCUCGCCCUCGGCGGCCUGCCGCCCGUCAGCUACGACGCCGGCACCUGGGCCCGCACCCCCAUCAAGCCCGUGUCCGCCAUGAUCGACCAAUGGGGCAUCGACUCGCCCGAGCAGGGCCUGUACAUCAUCGACGCCGAGGCCUACGUCUACGGCAUCACCAACAAGACCGCCGGGGUCGCUAACAACACGGCCGCCGUUGGCGCCGACGGCCUGUCGAAAAACGCAACGCAGUUUCCCAUCAUCGUCGACGUCGGAUCGACCCUGACGGUCCUGCCCAAGAAACUCUGUGAGGACGUGUACAACGCGUUCAGCCCGCCAGCCGAGUACCUGCACACGACGGGGCUGUUCUACGCGCUGUGCAACGCGACGGUGCCCGAGUUCGGCGUGCAGAUCGGCGGGCAGACGUUUUUCGUGGCUGCGCAGGACCUGCUGCGCCAGACGGCGCGCGACCCGUCGGGCGACUACUGCCGCGUCGGCGUCACCGACGACGACUCGGGGCCGUGGGUGCUCGGCGUCACGUUCCUGAACAACGUCGUCGCCGUGUUCGAUGUCGGCAACCGCGAGAUGCGCUUCGCUGCGCGGCAGAAGUAUUAG